AAGGCGCCUCUUCCCAGCAUCCUCGCCUAAAAUGGCGUAUAUCCAGGGGCCCCUGACGAGCCUCGUCUGCAGCCAUUUUCUACCCCGCUUUGGCCUCGGCGGUUGUCGCCAGCCACAGUUUAACCAGAAAGGGCACUCGCAAAGGACGGGCCAGCGAGGUAGUUAACUGAUUUAGCGACGCGCGAUCCGCGUUCUCUGCAGGAAGGGCGGCCUUGUGAGUCAGGCACCGAGGUUGGAGUCUAAAUGUGAUUAGCCUGCGACGCAAGGAAGAGAAAGCCCGCUAGUGACGCCAUCUCUCUCGGACCAAGGGAAACUCUGUGAAAGACUGUCGCGGAAAUGGAUGGGGGCUGCGGCCCGAUCGAGGGGUGCGCGGAGAGGCCUUCCAGGUGAAGGCAACACUCAACUGCCCCCGCUCCUUCUCCUUGAUUGUCAGCGAAUCCUGGAUCCAGCUGUCCUACUACACCCACUCUGCCACAGGGGAAACCCGCAGCCAGAUGACUUGGAUUUUUGGGGGCAGGGUGUAACGUCCCCGGAUCUCCGGCAACAUGUCUGUUGGACUUAAGACCUCGAGCUUCCCCACCUGGAAGCGGCAUAUCCUGGACGAACUGAAGCGUCGAGACCGGUUACAAAGACAGGCCUUUGAAGAGAUCAUCUUGCAAUAUAAUAAGCUCUUGGAGAAGUCAGAUUUCCAUUCAGUGCUGGCUGACAAGCUACAAGUGGAAAAGUAUGAUUUGCCAAGCCGGCAUGAGAUCAGCCCAGGACAUGAUGGUGCAAGAAAUGACGCUCAUCUUCAAGAAGUCGCUCAAUUAAGGAUUAAACAUCAAGAGGAAUUGACAGAGCUGCACAAGAAACGGGGCGAGUUGGCUCAAACUGUGAUUGACCUAAACAAUCAAAUACAACAGAAGGACAAAGAAAUACAAAUAAAUAAUGUCAAAAUUGCAGAAUAUUUACAGAAGAUAUCUGAACUGGAGACUGAGUGCCAUGAUUUAUGCAACAAGCUUCAAGAUCUUGAACAAGCUAAUCAAACUCUUAAGGAUGAAUAUGAUGCUCUCCAAAUCACCUUUAAUGCUCUUGAAGAAAAAUUAAGAAAAACCACUGAAGAUAACCAAGAACUGGUAACCCGUUGGAUGGCAGAAAAGGCUCAAGAAGCUAAUCGCCUCAAUGCAGAAAAUGAGAAAGAUUUAAGAAGAAGGCAAGCUCGGCUUCAGAAAGAACUAGCAGAAGCUGCUAAAGAACCACUGCCAAUUGAACAGGAUGAUGAUAUUGAAGUCCUUGCUGAUGAAACCUCCGAUCCAGCUGAGGAGACAUCUCCAGUUCGUGCUGUCACACGGACAGCAAGUAAGCGACUCUCCCAGCCCACUGGAGGCCUUCUGGAUUCUAUCAAUAAUAUCUUUGGGAGACGUUCUUUAUCCUCAUGUCCUAUCCCUCAAGAUAAUACUGAUGAACAUCCUACUGCAAGCAGAGAGGUCCGACUACCCAACACAGCAGUGUAUGUCUUUGAUGCACACGAUGGGGAGGUUAACGCAGUCCAAUUCAGCCCUGGUUCUCGUUUAUUAGCAACAGGAGGCUUGGACCGGAGGGUCAAAAUUUGGGACGUUUUUGGUGAUAAGUGUGAAUUUAAAGCCUCCCUAUCUGGCAGUAAUGCAGGGAUUACUAGUGUAGAGUUUGAUAACGCUGGUUCCUACUUAUUAGCAGCUUCAAAUGACUAUGCCAGUAGGAUCUGGACAAUGGAUGAUCAUCGGUUACGUCACACGCUCACGGGGCAUAGUGGAAAGGUUUUAUCAGCAAAAUUCCUUCUGGACAAAGCUCGCAUUGUAUCUGGGAGUCAUGACAGAACACUCAAGCUAUGGGACCUGCGCAGCAAAGUCUGUAUAAAAACAGUGUUUGCUGGCUCCAGCUGCAAUGAUCUUGUCUGUACAGAACAAUGUGUAAUGAGUGGACACUUCGAUAAGAAAAUUCGCUUUUGGGAUAUUAGAACUGAAAGUGUGAUACAGGAAAUGGAAUUGCUGGGAAGGAUUACAGCUCUAGAUCUCAACCCUGAGAGAACAGAGCUUCUUACAUGUUCUCGUGAUGAUCUGUUGAAAAUUAUUGAUCUCAGAAUCAAUGCGGUCAAACAUACAUUCAGUGCUCCAGGAUUUAAAUGUGGGUCUGAUUGGACUAGAGUUGUAUUCAGCCCUGAUGGAAAUUAUGUUGCGGCUGGCUCAGCAGAUGGAUCACUUUAUAUAUGGAGUGUGCUCACUGGAAAAGUGGAAAGGACACUUUCCAAGCAUCACAGCAAUCCCAUCAAUGCUGUGGCAUGGUCACCAUCUGGAGCCCAUGUGGUCAGUGUGGACAAAGGAAACAAGGCGGUGCUGUGGUCUGAAUUUUGACCUGAAAGUGCAAAACACUAGCUUGCCAAAAAAAAAAUGCAUGAGAAGGCGAAGUGUCUGUCUGUCUAGAGAGGAGAGAAGUCCCAUACCUGGCUCUCACCUAAGUUUAUUUGCCCAGUGCAUAAGCUUGCCUUUAGCAAAGAAUUAUUGAUGCAUCCAUCAGGAAGAAAAGUGGAUCCUGAUUACAGUAUGUUGCUGCUAUCUGACUUUCAUAAAGGUUUGGGUGUGGAACUGGUCAUUUUUAAAAUGCACCAUCUACACACUGGAAAGUUUUUUACACCGGAUAGCAGCACUCCUGAAACAAUAUUCUAUAGCAUUUCACUGUUGAGUGCUGUAGCAAAAGUUCCUGUAUGACCUGAUUUUAUGCAUGUAUUCAUACAUGUGUCGUCUUCUCUGAUCUAGCUAAAAGAGGAGGUGAAGGAUCCUAAGACAUAGAACGGUUGGGAUCCGAAGUGUUAUCUCAUUUGAGUAAGCCAUGAAUUUGGCAGUUGCAUCUGUGGGACUUCUAGUACUUAGCAAAUCACAGCUUCUUGUACCAGCUUGAUUUGUGGCAGGCCGAACUGUCUGAAGUUGUAUCCUCAAAAGCUUAUCCAGGCAGCAAUGAUACAGAAGCAUUUUAAUUUGUGCAUUUUGGGUUUUAAUUGUGGGAUACAACCAGAGGUUCUGCUGUAAUAAAGAAUGUAUGAUAGCACGACUUGAGCACAAAAACCAAAUCCAGAGCAACUUCUGCUCUCUUGCAGUUUUAUAUUGAGGGCAAAGGACAUGAAAGGAAAUAAACACCUGAAGCGGAAUGUCCUGGUGCUGGCAAAUCCUUAUCAUUUGCCUCUGACUUAAAUGUGCAAUAUUCUUUCUGUGUUGGAGCUCUCUCUCUCUCUCUCUCUCUCUCUCUCCCUUCCAUGGAGGAGGCUUCGGGGGGAGUGGGGUGUCUGCAUCCUUCGGUGGUUAAAUGCACAAUAUGGUUUGAGGAGAAUUUGUGGCAUUGAAGAUUCAUCAGCCAAAUAUUUUCCAUAUUCAGUGGGCUGUGAUACAAGCCACCAGCAUUAAAUUGCCUUUUAAUUUGCACUUUAAUUUUUCUUCCUUCCACAACUUAUUUUGUAUUGCUUGUAUUGGAGGGCAGGUGAGCAGGAUUCUUUUGGAUCUGGAGUUCUCAUUAGAUCCCUUCACUAUGGCAACUUAUGCAGAGGAACAUGGAAAGUACAUGGGACAAACUUUAUUUAUUGUACUAAUCUGUCCACUAGUACUUGACUGAUUAUAAAUAAACCAAUAUCCUGCUUCUAAA
Messenger RNA from Thamnophis elegans (Western terrestrial garter snake), 3648 nucleotides. RefSeq names its product autophagy related 16 like 1 (gene ATG16L1). The record is from RefSeq and is a predicted model, not a curated record. The transcript is spliced from 19 exons. NCBI's taxonomy places the organism in Eukaryota, Metazoa, Chordata, Lepidosauria, Squamata, Natricidae. Gene Ontology annotation, biological process: negative stranded viral RNA replication; autophagosome assembly. The coding region runs from base 546 to 2369 and encodes 607 amino acids. Gene Ontology annotation, molecular function: protein binding. Gene Ontology annotation, cellular component: autophagosome membrane.